AUGGUCGGUGCUCUGUGCAUCGCGGUGGGCCGCCGACCAGACGCGGUGUGUGGGAAGCCCCACGUGGACCUGGCGAAGAUUCUCUUUGCGGCGGAGCAGAUUACGAAUCCGAAGGAGACGUGCCUCAUGGUGGGCGACCGACUCACGACGGAUGUGGCCUUUGGCAAUGCGGCGGGGUGUCAGAGCAUGUUGGCCCUGAGCGGGAUUGAGGGGCUGGCCGACGUGGAGAAGGCGCUGAAGGAGGGCAACACGGCUCUCAUUCCGGAUUACGUCGCAGAAUCGUUGGCGGUAUUUUUGCCACGCUAG
Molecule: messenger RNA, 306 nt
Organism: Leptomonas pyrrhocoris
Lineage: Eukaryota; Euglenozoa; Kinetoplastea; Trypanosomatida; Trypanosomatidae
Product: putative p-nitrophenylphosphatase
Exons: 1
Coding region: 1-306 (101 amino acids)
Molecular function (GO): phosphatase activity
Source: RefSeq, a predicted model, not a curated record